AACAACAACCAAUUUUGCAACAGAGCAACCUAAGAGUUACGAAAUGGCAUCCCAAAACAACAGUUAUGUGUGGAGUCACAUCCAUGAGAUUUUGGAACCUGUAUCCUAUCCGCAGCAUCAUCAUCAUCAUCAUCAUCAUCAAAGCCGUCAUGUUGCAACAUAUGAGGAGGCUAUAGCCGAGGCAAACCAAUCAUACUAUGAAAAGGUUCGCCGUGAGAACGAGGCCGAGCGACAAGAUUCGAGGUUUCGCCACCGGAAUAGUAGUACUUAUGAAAGUGUUGAUCAAGAGGCUGAGGCUUUUAUUCAACAUGAACAUAGGAGAAUGGCAUUAGCCAAACUCAUGUCAUCAAUGAAGAGUAAUUAAUGGAGCCUUCAUGAGUGUCACCAUGCAGUUGCUGUAGGAGAUCUGUGUUCAUUUGACGUGGAUUUAGAUUUUUUAAAGUUGCUGUAUGAUUUGUCCCUUCUACUAAUUUCUUGUGUAGCUCUAUUUUAAGCUAUUGUUUCAAAUACAAUAAUCUAUACAAGGCCUUUUGUAUUAUAAUUAAUAAA
This is a messenger RNA of Vicia villosa (hairy vetch), 549 nucleotides long. RefSeq lists its product as uncharacterized. The record is from RefSeq and is a predicted model, not a curated record. NCBI's taxonomy places the organism in Eukaryota, Viridiplantae, Streptophyta, Magnoliopsida, Fabales, Fabaceae. The coding region runs from base 44 to 364 and encodes 106 amino acids. The transcript has a single exon.